ACUAGAGGGCGGCUAGACAGGAACAUUAUUCGUCCAUUUUGUACAGUCGGUCGGUGCAUGAUUCUCUGGCAAGAAACGAUUGUGGUCUGGACGAGGGAAAAAGGAAAGACUGAGAUUGCUGAUCACUGAAACUGGACGGUGCAUGAAAAAUGAGCGGAAUCAAUGUGAAGAAGCUCAAAGUCAACGAGCUGAAAGAGGAGCUUCAGCUACGUGGCCUCGACACUCGUGGACUCAAGGCGGACCUUGUCGUGAGGUUGAAGGCGGCACUUGAUGCCGAAGCAGCGGGUGAGGUUGCCGGACCACCCGUUGCAGAAGUUGUGGAUGAGGGGGAGGAAGAACAAGAUGAAGGGGGAGAUGAGGACGAUGACUAUCCCGAAGGAGGCAACAGUCUGUCAGGGGAAGAUGAGGAGUCGUAUCGCGUGGAAGAUCUAGCACGGCUUGACCAAGAACCUGACGCGGAACAGUCUGAGGAGGAAAAUGUGAUUGAUGACCAGAGUGAAGAAGAUAGUCUGGAUGGAGGGCCGGCGUUUGGUGGAGUCCCUGCAAUGAAUUAUGGGAUUGGUGACUUCACAGAUGAUGUGAUUGAGCCUCCGACCACAAAAGCCUUCGAGUCAGAGGUGAAGCCGGAGUAUCGAGCUGAUACACCAGAACUUCAGAUGCUAGAACUGGAGGUAAAGGAACCAGUGCAUUCAGAACCUGAACCUGAAGCACGUUUGGAGGAUAAUCCUGAAGGUAAACCAGAUGAAAUCGAGACGGACGCAGACAUCAAGAUGGAGGCAGAGCACCAGCAGUCAAACAAGCCUCCUCCUCAGCUUGACCCCCAGCCUGACCCGGAAGCAGAACAGCCAGAGGAGCUCCUGGAGGCAGAAAAACCAGAGCAGGUUUCUCAGGAGGAGCAACCAGAUCUGCCUGUGAAGGAGGAGCAGAAGGAGGCCCAAAAGCCAGAGCUGGACGUGAAGAAGGAGGAGGGGGAGGAGGAGGCCAGGCAGCCAGAACCAGCCAACGAUUGGGAGGCCAUGGAUGCAGAGCAGGCAGGCCAAGCCAAAUCUGAAGAUGACAAGCAGGGCGUUAGCCGCAAGAGACCGCACGAAGAAGGCCGUGGAUACGGCUAUUAUGAGCACAGGGAGGACAGACGGGCUCGCUCUCCUCAGCCCCCAGCGGAAGAGGAGGAGGAAGAUUUCGACGACACUUUAGUGGCCAUCGAUACCUACAACUGUGAUCUCCACUUCAAGGUGUCACGCGACAGAUACAGUGGCUAUCCCCUGACCAUCGAAGGCUUCGCAUACCUGUGGUCAGGUGCGCGAGCUUCUUAUGGGGUCAACAAGGGGCGAGUCUGCUUUGAAAUGAAGAUCAAUGAGGAGAUCUCUGUGAAGCACUUGCCCAGUAGUGAGCCUGAUCCACAUGUGGUGCGGAUUGGCUGGUCCCUGGACAGCUGCAGUACACAACUGGGUGAAGAGCCUUUCUCUUAUGGAUACGGAGGAACUGGGAAAAAGUCUUUAAACUGCAAAUUUGAGGACUACGGCGAGAAGUUUGGUGAAAACGAUGUCCUGGGUUGCUAUGUGGACUUUGAAAACGGCGAAGAGGUGGAGAUGGCUUUCUCCAAAAACGGCAAGUGGCUGGACGUGGCGUUUCGUGUUUCUCGCGAGGAGCUGGCUGGGCGCGCUCUCAUCCCCCACGUCCUGGUGAAGAACUGUGCCAUCGAGUUCAACUUCGGACAGAAAGAGGAGCCUUUCUUCCCUCUCCCAGAAGGAUACACCUUCAUCCAGGAUGUGAAACUGGAGGACAGGGUCCGGGGAACCAUUGGGCCUGUCUCCAAAGCUGACUGUGAGCUGCUGAUGAUGGUAGGCCUGCCUGCAUCUGGGAAAACAACCUGGGCCGUGAAGCACGCGCUGGAGAAUCCUGAGAAGAGAUUCAACAUCCUGGGCACCAACGCCAUCAUGGAGAAAAUGAAGGUGAUGGGACUGCGUCGCCAACGAAACUAUGCAGGCCGCUGGGACAUCCUAAUCCAGCAAGCGACACAGUGUCUGAACAGACUGAUCCAGAUCGCAGCCCGCAAGAAACGCAACUACAUCCUGGACCAGACAAAUGUAUAUGGAUCAGCCCAGAGACGAAAAAUGCGUCCUUUUGAAGGUUUUCAACGCAAGGCUAUUGUAAUUUGUCCCACGGACGAGGAUAUUAAAGAGCGAACGUUAAAGCGAACUGAUGAGGAAGGGAAGGAUGUGCCCGAUCAUGCUGUUUUAGAAAUGAAAGCCAACUUUGUGCUCCCAGAAGCUGGAGAGUUUCUAGACGAGGUGACCUACGUGGAGCUGCAGCGUGAUGAGGCUGAGGUGCUGGUGAAGCAGUACAUCGAGGAGGGCCGCAAGGCCGGCCCGCCCCCAGAGAAGCGCUUUGACAACCGCCAGGGGGGCUUCAGGGGGCGUGGCGGGGGCUUCCAGCGCUUCGAUGCCCGCGGUGGUCCCACGGGGGGCAGUCGAGGGGGCUACCAGAACCGUGGUGGCCCUGGAGGAGGAAACUUCAGAGGAGGGUACAACAGAGGGGGCUACCAGCAGAAUCGCUGGGGCACUAACCAGCGUGAGGUAGGGACGGGAGCCAGAGGCGCCUACAACCGCAACCAGCAGUCUGCAGGAGGAGGAGGAGGAGGAGCAGGAGGAGGGUACAACGGCAAUCGCCAAGGCCAGUACAACAAAGCAGGCAGUGGAAGUUACAGCCAGGGACAGGCACAGUCGUACAACCAGGGAUACAAUCAAGGUAACUACAAUCAGGGCAACUACAAUCAAGGCUACAACUAUGGAAACUACAGCCAGUAUCCAGGUUACAGCCAGACCUAUAGCCAAGCUCCUGCUGCCAGUGGGCAGAGCUACAACCAGCAGCAGCAGCAGCAGCAGAGCUACAACCAGCAGUACCAGCAGUAUGCUCAGCAGUGGCAGCAGUAUUACCAGAACCAGAGCCAAUGGAAUCAAUACUACAACCAGUACGGCAACUAUGGAAACUACUCCAACCAGGGUACCCAAGGCUCUCAGGGUUCUCAAGGCUCCCAGGGAACCCAGUAGGGCCCCCCAAUGAGGCCCCCCGGCCAGGCCCCUGCCAGCUCCCCCAUGGUGCCCCAUAACAAGAUGACUCUCAUUCCCUCAGCAGCAUUCCAUGCUUGUCCUGCCUGCAUCUCUGCCUUUUUUUUCUUCCAACAUCUCCCGUCUUCCUUUCUUAUUAUAGCGGAAUAAUUUCAAGGUUUUCAUGGUUUUUUUUUUUUUUUUUUUUAAGCCUAGUUUCACACCUUACAUUUUGGGGUUUGUGAUUUACUGUUGAUGCUUUGACUAGCUUCUUAGCAUUAGGAGUUUCUCCAUGUAGUCACAUGCAGCUGUUUUCUUUUCCUGACUAUUGUUGACCCUGGUCAUGUGGAAUGAGCAACAAUGGGGUAGUUAUACGUGCACAAGUAGUGCACAAAGUUUUGUGCAGUGAAUGUUCUUAGAGCUCAGUGUAGCUGGGAUUUGCAUGUGUACAGUUCAGUUUGUUUUUAAGAGAAAAGGCUGAUCGUGUUGGGCAGUUGCAGUUUUGUUUUAAAUUUACAGUUAAUAGUUACUUUUAUUUUUAGAUCAAAGAACCAUACAUUUUUAGAGUAAUUGGUGUAAACUAAUUAUCCUCCAUAAGAUUGAUUUAAUGCUCAUCUUACCCCUAUUUAUUGAAAUUGAGGUCUUGAAGACUGAUAUUUUGAUUAUUUUUAUAUAACAUUGUACAAAGAGAUAUUGUGAUUGUCAAACAUACUCUAACAACAUUUUGUUUCACAUCAUCUUACACAUUUGUAAUUCUCAUGCUCAUCUAGUCCUUCCAAUCGUUUUUCCAAAUUUAGUGAUCAUUAGUUAGUUUGUGUGGUUGUAAACUAUUUUAUACUGUAUACCAUGUAUGUAAAACAGUAUCUGCAUGUCAUUGUGUUGAAUCAAAAAAAAUGCCCUUUUUGUAUUUGAGAAUAUAAUCUGAACACACUAAA
This is a messenger RNA of Hypomesus transpacificus, 3982 nucleotides long. RefSeq names its product heterogeneous nuclear ribonucleoprotein U-like 1 like (gene hnrnpul1l). The record is from RefSeq and is a predicted model, not a curated record. Bases 150 to 3050 code for a protein of 966 amino acids. Gene Ontology annotation, molecular function: protein binding. The transcript is spliced from 16 exons. NCBI's taxonomy places the organism in Eukaryota, Metazoa, Chordata, Actinopteri, Osmeriformes, Osmeridae.